Molecule: messenger RNA, 546 nt
Organism: Talaromyces atroroseus
Lineage: Eukaryota; Fungi; Ascomycota; Eurotiomycetes; Eurotiales; Trichocomaceae
Exons: 2
Coding region: 1-546 (181 amino acids)
Biological process (GO): carbohydrate transport; transmembrane transport
Cellular component (GO): membrane
Molecular function (GO): carbohydrate:proton symporter activity
Source: RefSeq, a predicted model, not a curated record
AUGUUUUCGCAUUUCCAGGGUAAAACCCUGACCACCGGCAUCACCAUUGCCUGUGGUGCCGGUUUCUGCCUGUUUGGUUACGACCAAGGCGUCUUUGGGACAUUCAACAACCCAGACGCCACCAUCCAGGGCCAGAUUACGUCGACCUACUACCUCGGUGCCAUCUUUGUCGCUGUGUUGUCGCGUUUCGUGGGCGACCGCCUCGGACGUCGUAGAGCCAUUAUGACCGGAUGCACGCUCCUGACCAUCGGCGGCAUUCUGCAGGCCACCGCCAGCACGCUGCCUCAUAUGAUGGUCGGCCGUAUCGUUGGUGGGUUUGGUACAGGUCUCAACACUACAGCGAUCCCCAUGUGGCGGGUUGAGACGUGCAAACAGCCUCAUCGCGGUCGCCUGGUCAUCAUGGAGCUGGUGCUGAACAUUUUUGGGAUUGCUGUGACUACUUGGAUGAACUUUGGCUUCAGCGACUUUGCCACACAGUUCUGUCUCGUGGAGAUUCCCGCUGGGAUUCCACCGUACAAAAAUAUUAAAAAAAGGGUUCCCACAUAG